Aspergillus glaucus CBS 516.65 is the source of this 930-nucleotide messenger RNA. RefSeq lists its product as uncharacterized. The coding region runs from base 258 to 464 and encodes 68 amino acids. The record is from RefSeq and is a predicted model, not a curated record. Lineage: Eukaryota; Fungi; Ascomycota; Eurotiomycetes; Eurotiales; Aspergillaceae. The transcript has a single exon.
CUAUUCCUCAUAAGCCACCCACCAUGUCCCCAGCCUCAGUUGACAAGACAAAAGACUUCCUCCUGGGCGAGCGAUUCUCGGACAUGAAAAUCACCUGCUAAGGGCAAACGUUCAAAGUCCACCGUUUCAUCAUAUGCAAAUAGUCAUUGUUCUUCGAGAAUGCCCUGACUGGGCUCUUCAAGGAAUCAUCGGAGCAGACUGUCGACUUGUCCGAUGACGAUCCGGAGACGAUUGAGGGUGUCGUUUCGUAUCUAUAAAUGAACGAUUAUCAAGAAGAUGGGCAUAUAGUGCCGUUGGGUGGUAUAUCGGAGCCAGAACAAUCAGAAGACGAGACUGCUACAAGCGAGCCAGCAGAUGUCGAUUCCAUAAGAGCCAUUGGGAGCAACCAUGUCCAGGUCUAUAUCGCUGCAGACAAAUUUGGGAUUGUCAACCUGAAGUCCCUUGCUAGAGAGAAAUUUGCUUAGUGGACAAAUGCCAACUGGGAUUCUCCGGCAUUUGUUGAGAUAGUACAAGAGGUGGCAAGCUCAGUGCCUCCGCAUGACUUGGGUUUUCAACAUGUGAUUGCCGAUGUUAUAUCAAAUCAUGUUAUUGCCCUUGUGGAAAAGGGGGCAAUUCUACAGCUUACAGAGGCUUUGGGGAAUAUUGGGUCUGAGGUUAUUGACCAAUUGGUGAGGAGCAAUAUGGUUAGGGAAAUAGAGGAGAAAGACUACGCAAGGUCUCUGCACCGGAUUGCGCAAAAAUUGGAUGGUAUGCGUUGUUGCGGAUUCUGCAGAAAAAGGCUAAAUGCGAAGUUGGAAAAUGAAGAGUAUUAACAUGGUAUUUUACGUUGUGGUUCGUGCCGUAUGCAGGUUUGAUCUCACAGAUAUCAUGUUGCUUCCGGUUAUGACAGUAGAUAAAUGAUACAUUAAUCCAAGACCUUCAUGCUAUUGA